Exophiala spinifera is the source of this 1461-nucleotide messenger RNA. RefSeq lists its product as uncharacterized. The record is from RefSeq and is a predicted model, not a curated record. Lineage: Eukaryota; Fungi; Ascomycota; Eurotiomycetes; Chaetothyriales; Herpotrichiellaceae. Bases 1 to 1461 code for a protein of 486 amino acids. The transcript is spliced from 2 exons.
AUGGCUUUCACUUCUGCUUCCGUGGAUGAUUUUAUCAAUCCAAACUUCACGCUGGCUUCAACAUGCGCGUCAACGCGCCAUCGCUAUCCAGGACAACAUGAUGCAGUGCUACCCUCCGGGUACCUUGACAGUGAUGAUUUUAUGAUUUCGUCGACUUCAGCAAUGAGUUACCCCUCUGUGACUGCUCCGGAGACUUCUUAUCCCCUCUCCGUGACUUCCAGCCUCAGCGGGUAUGAUGCCGACCCAGCAUAUGAUGAAUUCUUGACAGAAGAUGCGCUGUCAGGCAACAAUUUCGUGGAUAUGAAUCUCGUCUCGUCGUCGCAAUACCCAGGACAAAUUCAAUCCCAGGAUAUCAUGAACCAUGGAUAUGUGCCAUCGGAUCUGUCAUCGUAUAGUCCCGGAAUGCUGAACAACUCUUAUCCCACGGAGAUGCCGCUGGCAAAUGGUCCUCUCACACCACCACCUGAGGAGCAAGUCCACCAGGAACUAUUCCACCAACAUUAUGUAUCCACUCAGGGAUUCUUGGAAGAUCCAUAUCAGGCGAACGAGGAUUCUUCUCUCUACCGGGCUUCUGCUACGUCCAAACCCACCGCCUAUAGGUCAGCUCACUCCGUGACAAUGGCCCUUCGACUUGCUAACCCACUUCUACGUAGUAUUCCAAAGCGUAUAGUGAUCCAACCAAGGCCAAUCCGGUCUGCCCUGGAACGUGAUGGCACCACAAGUGAUUCCGGAAGUUCUUCCACGGACACCCGCUUUUCCCAUGAGGAUCCAUCCGGAGACAAAGCCAAGGUCAGGAACAAUCCCCUGUAUGAUGCAAAGCCGGACGAAGAUGGAUAUUUCCGUUGUCCCAUGGUCAAGGAGCACCAAUGCAAAUCCCACAAGCCAACGAAGCAAAAGUGCAUCUACAACAAAUACUUGGAUUCCCAUUUAAGGCCCUACAGAUGCCGGUUCACGGACAAGCCAGAAUGCGAGGAUGCCAGGUUUUCCUCCAACGCCUGCCUCUUCAGGCAUGAACGGGAAGCCCAUGGGCUCCACAACCACGGAUUCAAUCCCUUCUUGUGUAAAUUCUUGGACUGCGACAGAUCCAGAGAAGGGAAUGGCUUUCCUCGCCGCUGGAACCAGCGAGACCACAUGAGGCGUGUUCAUGAUUAUGAAGAAAAGGAGACUACCAAGGACCGCACCACCGAACAAACCAAGAGGAGAAAGACCCAAGGAACACCCACAUCGGCCGCAAUGAAGCGAUCUGCCUCUUCGGCUUAUUCCAAGGCUCAAGCUAUGGCAGGUGCCGCCAUUAGCUCCCGAUAUGGCCGUGUCAACCAGGCACGUUACAAUGCGCCCGUCAUGUAUUCUGCUCAACUUCAGGAUCCCAAGAUGAUGAGUCUGGGAAAGGUCCAGUACUCCACCACGAUUCCCGAUGCGUCUCAGUGCUUGCCUUCGCGAUCCAAGGCUUAUCCCGGAUGA